Prosopis cineraria is the source of this 1858-nucleotide messenger RNA. RefSeq names its product WD40 repeat-containing protein HOS15-like. The record is from RefSeq and is a predicted model, not a curated record. Gene Ontology annotation, cellular component: histone deacetylase complex. The transcript has 14 exons. Gene Ontology annotation, biological process: regulation of transcription by RNA polymerase II. Lineage: Eukaryota; Viridiplantae; Streptophyta; Magnoliopsida; Fabales; Fabaceae. Bases 397 to 1812 code for a protein of 471 amino acids. Gene Ontology annotation, molecular function: protein binding; transcription corepressor activity.
CCUACUCUUUUUCUCUACCUCAUCGUAAAGACAUUUCAGGGACAGAAAAAUUAUAAAUAGCUGUGGUUCCAGAUAAAGAAACAAUCGCCUCUCUGCUAAAUACACCUGUUGCUGGACUUUUUGUUUUUUGGGAUUCAGUCAAUUUAAUGAACAUGCCUGGUUUUACGCACUCAGCCUUUGCUUUUGGGCACGAGGCAGGGAUUGAUAAAAGCAGAAUUGAUGGUAAUUUAGUUCCGCCAGGCGCUCUUGUAACAUUUAUACAGAAAGGAAUUCAAUAUAUUGAGCUGGAGGCAAACUUGAGUGGUGUAUAUCCAGAGUGAUGCGGACACAGAUGAGGAUUUCUCAUUUCUACAACCUCUUGACCUUAUUACAAAGGAUCCUAAUGAACUGCACAAUAUGGUUAGAGCCAAAAGGGAAAACCUACGUCAACACAAGUUUGAAGCAAAUAAAAAGGUGAACGAUUUCAGUCAAGACACUGCAAGGGAACAAGCUCGGGAAAUGGACAAAGAGAGCAAGGAAAGGGAAAAUGAACAUGAAAUUGAUGAAACACGGCUAGAUAAAGAAACAGAACAAGAAAAGGGUGAACAUAAAGAAAUACAGCAUUCAGAUCAAAAUGGUGCAGAGAAGGACGAAGAUAAAAUUACAGAUGAAAAUAUAGAAAAUGGAGCAUGUGAAGGACCUGAGCCAAUGGAGAUUUCCCAAAGCCCCACGUUUUUGCCUAGCGAAAUUCCAACUUGUGAAAUAAAAGUUUUGGAAGGUCAUACCUCUGAGGUUUUUGCUUGUGCAUGGAAUCCAUCAGGCUCACUUCUUGCAUCUGGAUCUGGAGAUUCAACAGCUCGGAUUUGGAAAAUUACAGAAGGACAUAUUAACACUAGCAUACAAACUGAACAGAUAAAUGUUGUGGUGCUAAGGCACUUUAAAGGAAGAACUAGUGAGAAAAGCAAGGAUGUGACAACGCUUGACUGGAAUGGGGAUGGCACAUUACUGGCAACUGGUUCAUACGAUGGUCAAGCAAGAAUAUGGAGUAGAGACGGAGACUUGAAGAGCACAUUAAACAAGCAUAAAGGUCCAAUCUUCUCUUUGAAAUGGAAUAAGAAGGGGGAUUAUCUUCUUAGUGGCAGCGUUGAUAAAACUGCUAUUGUAUGGGAUAUAAAGACUGGGGAAUGGAAACAACAAUUUGAAUUUCACUCUGCACCUACUCUUGACGUAGAUUGGCGAAACAAUGUUUCGUUUGCAACUUGUUCGACAGAUAACAUGAUAUAUGUAUGCAAAAUUGGAGAGAAUCGGCCAAUCAAAACUUUCUCAGGGCAUCAAGGUGAAGUUAAUGCUAUCAAAUGGGAUCCAACAGGCUCUUUUCUGGCUUCUUGCUCAGAUGAUCACACUGCCAAAAUUUGGAGUCUGAAGCAGGACAAGCAUUUGCAUGAUUUGAAGGAACAUGUUAAGGAGAUAUAUACCAUUCGGUGGAGUCCUACUGGCCCCUGUACAAGCAACCCCAAUCAGCCAUCGGUUCUAGCAAGCGCCUCCUUCGACUCUACAAUAAAGUUGUGGGAUGUGGAUCUAGGAAAAGUACUUUGCAGCUUAAAUGGUCAUAGGGAUCCUGUAUAUUCCAUUGCAUUCAGCCCAAAUGGUGAGUAUCUGGCGAGUGGCUCCAUGGAUAAAUGCAUGCAUAUAUGGUCUGUGAAGGAGGGGAAAAUUGUGAAAACAUACACUGGAAAUGGUGGGAUCUUUGAAGUUAGUUGGGACAGAGAUGGUGAUAAAGUUGCUGCUUGUUUUUCAAACAAUAUUGUUUGUGUUAUGGAUUUCCGAAUGUAGUGCCUGGAUAUUUACCAUUUGAUUAUUAUUACUUACUGUUUCUCCA